Raphanus sativus (radish) is the source of this 1118-nucleotide messenger RNA. RefSeq names its product 3-epi-6-deoxocathasterone 23-monooxygenase CYP90C1-like. The transcript is spliced from 3 exons. The coding region runs from base 242 to 967 and encodes 241 amino acids. The record is from RefSeq and is a predicted model, not a curated record. Gene Ontology annotation, biological process: multicellular organism development; sterol metabolic process; brassinosteroid biosynthetic process. Lineage: Eukaryota; Viridiplantae; Streptophyta; Magnoliopsida; Brassicales; Brassicaceae. Gene Ontology annotation, molecular function: iron ion binding; heme binding; oxidoreductase activity, acting on paired donors, with incorporation or reduction of molecular oxygen, NAD(P)H as one donor, and incorporation of one atom of oxygen.
AUCAUUUAUUCCUCUGUUUCGGCACCCAUUGACAAUGACAUAACCAUAGCUUUAGCUCCACAAAUAUUUGUUUCUCUCACUUUCUCUUCAUGCAUGGCUUUUGAGAUUUGAGAAACCUAAUUCUCUAUUAUCUCCUCCUUUUUUCAUGUGCUUUGGCAUGGUUAGCUUCUUUUGGUGUGUGUUCAUGUAUUUUCCGAUAAUCUAAGACUUUUCCGGUAUUCUUGUUGGGCCAUCUUAUUUUAUGGAUUAUUGGGUCGCGGGUUUCUUGGUUUUGACGGCCGGUAUUAUUCUCCGUUCACGGCUCUGGUUUCGUCUAAGAAAAUGGAAAACGAGAGAUGGAGAAGAAGAAGAACAAGAGAAAGAGACGAAGAAGGCUAUGAUUCCGAAGGGAAGCUUAGGAUGGCCGGUGAUCGGAGAAACCCUAGCCUUUAUUGCUUGUGGAUAUUCUUCUCGGCCUGUUACCUUCAUGGACAAACGAAAGUCUUUGUACGGGAAUGUGUUCAAGACGAACAUAAUAGGGACACCAAUCAUAAUAUCGACCGAUGCAGAGGUUAACAAAGUGGUGCUCCAAAACCAUGGCAACACAUUCGUCCCUGCAUACCCUAAGUCAAUCACUGAACUACUUGGAGAAAACUCUAUUCUCAGCAUCAAUGGACCUCAUCAAAAGAGGCUACACACGCUCAUUGGCGCAUUCUUUAGAUCUCCUCACCUCAAGGAGAGGAUUACUCGAGACAUUGAGGCCUCGGUAGGUCUAACUUUAGCUUCUUGGUCUCACCUUCCCGUGGUUCAUGUCCAAGACGAGACCAAAAAGAUGACGUUUGAGAUAUUAGUAAAACUGUUGAUGAGUAUAUCACGUGGUGAAGAUUUAGAUAUUCUCAAGCUUGAGUUCGAAGAAUUCAUCAAGGGUUUGAUUUGCAUCCCCAUCAAAUUCCCUGGAACUAGACUUUAUAAAUCCCUAAAGGUCUAAGCAUAUCGUUCCCUUGUUCUUAUGAUAGCCAUUGAUUAACUCGCUAGCUAGGAUCGUGUUCUCGAGAAGUAGUCUCCCCUGUACAAACGCAGUUUGACUAGGUAGAAUAAGAUUAGGAAGGAUGGGUUUUAAUCUUUUUACCAAUAGUCUC